AUGCAGACACCAGAAGACGAAAAGCUCAUCUCGUGGGUUAACGAAACGCUCGGGGAAGCGUACACCGAUUCGCGGCAGCUCCACGAUGGCGUGGCUUAUGCGCUGCUGGUCGACGGCCUGCUCCCCGGAGCGUUUCCGCUCCAUCGCCUGCGGCUGAACUGCGCGAGCGCCGCCGGGAAGCGAGAGAAUUUCUCGCUGCUUCUCGAGGUGCUCGCGGAGAAGCUCAGUCUCCGCGUAGACGUCGACGUUGCUUCUCUAGUGGCGGACAACGGCGCGCACGCCGCCGCGGACGCGCUCGCGCUGCGAGAGAGACGCGCCGCGCAUCGGCUGCUGCUGCAGGCGCUGUAUGAUGAAGCUCGCCGCCGCGGGGCGUCCGACGCAGGACGGUUAGAGGGAGGCUCCUCCAGAACGAGGGCGCGUGGAGGGACGGCAAGCCGCGAGAGACAAGACUCGAGAGCAACGGACGCCGAGCGAGCGACGAGUGAAAGAUGGGGAAGGCCUCCACGCGACACAGACUGCGACCGGAACGAUGAAAGGACGCCAAAGUGCCGCGGAGACCAACGGCUUUUCGAGGAAGAAAAACAGCGAACGGGGGGAGUCGCGUGCGGAGAGCGUGGCGACGGAAAGCCAGAGCCAAGGAGAGGCGAAGGCGACGCAUGCACAAGAGGCGACGACGGUGGAAGACUGCCGGUGCGCGCAAAACAAGAAAGUGACGCCCCUGAGGAGACGGUGAGGGCGAGAUGCGCAGAAGACGAGAGGGCGACGGGAGCGCCGCCACUGGCGUUCGCUCGCGAGCAAACGUAUCAGGCAGUGCGUGUGCCGCGCGGAGACCAAGCGGAGCGCCGCGGGGCGUCCAGCUGGCAGACCGGCGAGAGAAGAAACGUUUUACAGCGAGCGACGUUCUUCGAAGAGCCUGACGAUGGAAGCGACUGGCAGCACGGCGCGACGCCGUACUUUCCUGGCGCCUCUGAAGAAGGCCGCGGGUUCUCGACGCUCUCGCUGGCUGCCGACACGCCUCACUUUCCGCUCCAGCCGCCCCUAUGUGAUCACGCGGGGGACGGCAGAAUGUUCCCACGCCGGAGCGGGUCGCCGUCUUUUCCGCAUUCGUCGCGCACUCCGACGUCUGUGGCGCCUCUGGAGAUCGACGGGGUCGGCAACGACGGAGAGGGCGUGGACUGCGGCGGAAACAAGCCGGAAGGCGGCAGCUGCGGCGAAAGCGCUCUGGACCCGCGUGCCCAGCGCACGCAGGCCUCACGCGCCGUCGCGUCUCGCCUGAAGCGCGCCGAUGACGAGCCCUGGGCGGCCACGGAGCUCGCAGCCGAGGCACCGUCAGAGGCCUACGGAGAACGCGACUGGAGGGCCGAGCGCGCGGGCUUUCCACGAAGCGCCGAGCGUGGAUUUCGAGCUCGCCGAGAGGCAGAGGAGGGAGGGCGAGGCGGCGAAAGCUCCGGCGAGCAGACGGAGGCAGUCGAGUCCGGCGGUCUGUGGCUGCCCUCGGCUGAAGCGGCGCGCGAAAUGCUUCUGAGAGAAGUGGAGGCCCAACAGGCUGUGCACGCUGCCGAGAGGCGUGAAUCCAAGAAACGCGUUGCGCUCUCAGAGUGUCAGGACGCCAUCCAAGAUCUGCGCGAGCAAAUCGUGCAAAAACUGGACAGACAUCGGGCGUUCCUGGCAGAUGGGGAACACCUCCUGGGCGAGCGAAACUUCUACUUCGAGAAGCUCUGCUGCAUUCAGAGAAAAAUCGAGGAGGGCUACGCGGACUCCGAGGUGGGAAGGCGCGUCCUGGAGAUCAUCAACGCGCGACCGACGGACUUCUAG
Besnoitia besnoiti is the source of this 1815-nucleotide messenger RNA. RefSeq lists its product as uncharacterized. Lineage: Eukaryota; Apicomplexa; Conoidasida; Eucoccidiorida; Sarcocystidae. Bases 1 to 1815 code for a protein of 604 amino acids. Gene Ontology annotation, molecular function: microtubule plus-end binding. Gene Ontology annotation, biological process: protein localization to microtubule plus-end; regulation of microtubule polymerization or depolymerization; spindle assembly. The record is from RefSeq and is a predicted model, not a curated record. The transcript has 4 exons. Gene Ontology annotation, cellular component: cytoplasmic microtubule; microtubule plus-end; microtubule organizing center.